Molecule: messenger RNA, 684 nt
Organism: Vicia villosa (hairy vetch)
Lineage: Eukaryota; Viridiplantae; Streptophyta; Magnoliopsida; Fabales; Fabaceae
Product: small ribosomal subunit protein eS24z
Exons: 5
Coding region: 83-496 (137 amino acids)
Biological process (GO): translation
Cellular component (GO): ribosome
Molecular function (GO): structural constituent of ribosome
Source: RefSeq, a predicted model, not a curated record
CUCCACUUUCAUCUACCUAGUCUGCGCUUGUGCAUCACUGCCUAUUCUCUCUGAAGCUUGUUUACCGGCGCGGAAGAACAACAUGGCGGACAAGGCAGUCACCAUCAGAACCAGGAAGUUCAUGACAAACAGGCUUCUAUCAAGGAAGCAAUUUGUCAUUGAUGUUCUUCAUCCAGGAAGGGCCAAUGUUUCCAAGGCUGAACUCAAAGAGAAGUUAGCCAGAAUCUAUGACGUGAAGGACCCAAACACUGUUUUUGUCUUCAAGUUCAGAACACAUUUUGGAGGAGGAAAGUCUACUGGUUUUGGUUUGAUCUAUGAUUCUGUUGAGAAUGCAAAGAAGUACGAGCCAAAAUACAGACUUAUCAGGAAUGGGCUUGAUACUAAGGUAGAGAAGUCAAGGAAGCAAAUGAAGGAGAGAAAGAACAGGGCCAAGAAGAUUCGUGGAGUAAAGAAGACUAAGGCUGGUGAUGCUGCCAAGGCUGGAAAGAAGAAAUAAGUUUUCAGGCCUUUUGUUAUGAUAUUAAAGUUAUUUUAUUGUUGGUUUUUCUUUGAGACUAUUUUAUAGUCUUAUAGCUUUCUAGAACCAAGGAUUUUGAUUUAGUUAUCUUUUGUACUUUAACAGUUAUGUCUUGAGAUUGAGUACCAUCUGUGACCAGUUUUGAUUAUUCAGCUGAACAUUUUAUA